Phacochoerus africanus (Common warthog) is the source of this 4455-nucleotide messenger RNA. RefSeq names its product adducin 3 (gene ADD3). Gene Ontology annotation, molecular function: actin filament binding. Gene Ontology annotation, biological process: barbed-end actin filament capping. Bases 369 to 2489 code for a protein of 706 amino acids. The record is from RefSeq and is a predicted model, not a curated record. Gene Ontology annotation, cellular component: cytoskeleton; postsynaptic density; plasma membrane. NCBI's taxonomy places the organism in Eukaryota, Metazoa, Chordata, Mammalia, Artiodactyla, Suidae. The transcript has 15 exons.
GCUAGGCCAGUCCCGCCAGAGCCCGAGCAGCCUGCCGGUAACGGUCGCAGAGGCGCGGGGAGGGAGGGAAAAGAAGGAGGUUUAAGUUAUAUUUUAAAAAACCGAGAUCGAGAGCUAGAGGCAUCGCGACCCAGGUGUCGUCGCUUCCUGCUACAAAGGGCUCAGCGCCCAGGUCCCUCCUUCCUCAAGCCCCUUCCCCUCCUGCCCUCCCUUCUGGAGCAGUGCGGCGCUCAAGUGGCGGCAGUGGAGAAUCGCCCGGCCGCUGCAGCCCCAGCGGCCGCGGAGAAGGAGGGAGGGAAGCACAAAGCCGGCUGCGAGCUGCGAGCUGCGAGCUGCGAGGUGACAAGGGAUAUCGGCAGACUUGAAGCAUGAGUUCAGAUGCUAGCCAAGGUGUGGUUACUACUCCUCCUCCUCCCAGCAUGCCUCACAAAGAGAGGUACUUUGACCGUAUCAAUGAAAAUGACCCAGAAUACAUAAGGGAGAGGAACAUGUCUCCUGAUCUACGACAAGACUUCAAUAUGAUGGAGCAAAGGAAACGAGUUACUCAAAUCUUGCAAAGUCCGGCCUUUCGGGAAGACCUGGAAUGCCUUAUUCAGGAACAGAUGAAGAAAGGCCACAAUCCAACUGGAUUACUAGCAUUACAACAGAUUGCAGAUUACAUCAUGGCCAAUUCUUUUUCGGGCUUUACUUCACCUCCCCUCAGUCUCGGCAUGGUCACACCUAUCAAUGACCUUCCUGGGGCAGAUACAUCCUCAUACGUGAAGGGAGAAAAACUUACUCGUUGUAAACUUGCCAGCCUGUACAGACUUGCAGACUUGUUUGGAUGGGCCCACCUGGCAAAUACAUAUAUCUCAGUAAGAAUAAGUAAGGAGCAAGACCACAUAAUAAUAAUUCCCAGAGGUCUGUCAUUUUCUGAAGCCACAGCCUCCAAUUUGGUGAAAGUCAAUAUCAUAGGAGAAGUAGUGGAUCAGGGAAGUACUAAUUUAAAAAUUGACCAUACAGGAUUCAGUCCCCAUGCUGCAAUCUAUUCAACACGUCCUGAUGUUAAGUGCGUGAUACACGUCCAUACCCUUGCAACAGCAGCUGUAUCCUCCAUGAAGUGUGGGAUCCUUCCAAUUUCUCAAGAGUCCCUGAUCCUGGGAGAUGUUGCCUAUUAUGACUACCAAGGGUCACUCGAUGAACAAGAGGAGAGAAUUCAACUGCAGAAAGUUCUGGGACCAAGUUGUAAGGUGCUGGUACUCAGAAAUCAUGGUGUGGUAGCCCUUGGGGAAACAGUUGAGGAGGCUUUUCAUUAUAUUUUUAAUGUGCAGAUAGCCUGUGAGAUUCAGGUGCAGGCAUUGGCAGGAGCAGGUGGUGUAGACAAUCUACUUGUAUUGGAUCUUCAAAAAUACAAAGCUUUCACUCACAGUGUAGUAGCAUCUGGAGGAGGAGGAGUGAAUAUGGGUUCCCAUCAAAAAUGGAAGAUUGGCGAGCUUGAGUUUGAAGGGCUGAUGAGGACUCUGGACAAUUUGGGAUAUAGAACAGGCUAUGCUUAUAGGCAUCCUCUCAUUCGAGAAAAGCCUAGGCACAAGAGUGAUGUGGAAAUCCCAGCAACUGUGACUGCCUUUUCCUUCGAAGAUGAUACAGUGCCACUCUCUCCUCUCAAGUACAUGGCACAGAGGCAGCAGCGUGAAAAAACCAGAUGGCUGAACUCCCCAAAUACCUACAUGAAAGUGAAUGUGCCUGAGGAGUCCAGGAAUGGGGAAACCAGUCCCAGGACCAAAAUCACAUGGAUGAAAGCUGAGGACUCUUCCAAAGUUAGUAGUGGAACACCUAUCAAAAUUGAAGAUCCAAAUCAGUUUGUUCCUUUAAACACAAACCCGAACGAGGUACUAGAAAAGAGAAAUAAGAUUCGUGAGCAAAAUCGGUAUGACUUGAAAACAGCAGGACCACAGUCUCAGUUGCUUGCCGGAAUUGUUGUGGACAAGCCUCCUUCUACCAUGCAGUUUGAAGAUGAUGAUCAUGCCCCCCCGGCCCCUCCCAACCCCUUCAGUCAUCUCACAGAAGGAGAACUUGAAGAGUAUAAGAAGACAAUCGAACGUAAACAGCAAGGCCUGGAAGAUGCUGAGCAGGAUUUACUCUCAGAUGACGCUUCAUCUGUUUCACAAAUUCAGUCUCAAACUCAGUCACCGCAAAAUAUCCCUGAAAAAUUAGAAGAAAACCAUGAGCUAUUUUCCAAGAGCUUCAUCUCCAUGGAUGUGCCUGUCCUGAUAGUAAACGGCAAGGAUGACGUGCAUGGCAUUGAAGAUGAGCUUGCCCAGCGAGUGAGUAGGUUAACAACAAGCACCACCAUAGAAAACAUCGAGAUCACCAUUAAGUCUCCAGAAAAAAUUGAAGAAGUCCCAUCACCUGAAGGCUCACCUUCAAAAUCACCAUCCAAGAAAAAGAAGAAAUUCCGCACUCCUUCUUUUCUGAAAAAGAACAAAAAAAAGGAGAAAGUUGAAGGCUAAAUAAAGUCUUUUUAUAAUUAUUAUUACAAUGUGACGUUGCACAUUUUAAAACCACAUUUAAGUUGAUUGUUAAUAUGCAGUGGUAGAUCAGAUUGGGGGUAUGUAGCAAACUGGACUUUAAGAACUGGAAAGAGGUUUUACUAAAAGAAAAGCAUUAUGAAAAAUACUUUCAAAUUCAUCUCUCAUUUUAUAUGUCCAAAAGAGGUUUUGAAUUUUUAAACAAUUGCUAGUUUUGACUAGCUCUGCCCUCAUGAAGUAUCAUUAUAAUCGCCACAGAUAUCUGUCUGAAUUACUUCAGGCCUUCUACAUACUUGUUGGAAAUAAAUUACCAGUGAACAAGCAAGAAAAUUUUUAUUUCUCAACACCUGUUUCACUUGGUAAUCAGAUUAUAGUUUUUUAUCAUGAUUAUUGACUGUACCUUUUGGGUUCCCAUUGUUUCAAUGGGCAUUAACGGAAUGCUUUAAAAGCGUCUAAGAUAAGAAUCUAUAGCAUUAGUAUACACUGGCACAUAUUUUUUUGAAAGUUAAGAAAAGAUUCAAUUGGAAUUUUAUUCAUAGUAUAAAAUUUCUUCACCUGAAGUAACUUUGUUUGCCAAAAAAAGGGUCAUUUUAGUAAACUAUAAUUUUUGAAAAAUCCUUUUAUAUUAGUUUAGAAAGCCCCUUAUUUUUCAACAAAGGGGAUUUUAUACACAUAACAUGGGUUAUUUAGUUUAACUCUGGCAAAAAUGAUUUUUGUAUGUUGAGAUGUUUGUAUACCAUUCAGUAUAAAAGUGUCAUAAGCAUAUUAGCCAAUCAUUUAACCGUAGAGCAUAUUUGAGGCUGCUUGGUACUAAGCAUACUUAAAUAUAAUUAAAGAAUCCAGGGACUUGGUAUCAAAAGGAGAUUAGAGCAUUUAAAAGCAUAACAAGAUUCAUAUUUGAACCUUAUAAUGUAUUUUUCUCUUAGUAUUGCUAGUGAAUGAAGAAGCCCUCAUAAGGUAACCAAAUGAAAAGGAAAAGAAUGAGAGAGAAAGUGAAGAAUUAAGGGAACAAAAGAAGUGUCAUGAGAAGAAUCUUAGUUUGAUAAUGAUUUAUAGUCAUGAUAUGAUUUGAAGUGUAAUUUAUUGGAAGCUUGUCCCAAAUCUCUAAAAUUCUGUUUCCCUGCCCAAGUCAUUAUAUUUCUUAGUUGAUAUUUGAGUUUUAAAGGGGUCAGAUUCUUUUAACUUAAAUAUCUUUAGAAGGCAGCACAAGAAGAAAUCAGUGGGGCUAAUCCCCCUCCCCCACCCUGAGAAAACUACCACUUCUUGAUUUUUACAGAUUUUUCUUGUCUUUUCAGUUAACUUUCUUUCUAAUGUAAAUACAAAUUUAAACCUAGGCUUAAUAUAGUUUUUUUUUUCCCCUUCACCCAAGUGAUGUCACAAAUCAAUGUAAAAUCAGUGAUCCAAAACAGUCAGUGGGUAAAAAUCAUCCAAAGUAUUUCUGGAGGGUGAGUUUGUGUGUAAAAAAUUACAUUGAUUAUAAGUGUGUUCUGGGGCUGGUUCUGUUUGACCGUGCGUGUAUGAUGAUGCAAAGUUGAAACAGAUCCUAGAAAGUUCAUUCUAGAUCUCACUAACUACUGGAAUCAGUGUUUUAAUCUCUUAGUGGAAACUUUCAGUUGCUUAAUUCUGUAUUUGAGGAUUCUUUUAUGUUCUACAUCAUUUAUGUUGUAUUACAACGUACGUAGAAACAGUAACCUGUGAACUCUGCUUUUCCAUAACUUUUUAAAAAUAUAUAUAUAUCUUAAAUGAAUGCAAUGUGCAUAAAUAUUUUUUAAACACAACAGUGAACUAUUUGCACCUUUUGCUAAUGCCUCUAUUUACUUGCUUUGGCAUAAAGAAUGAGCCAAUGAACCUCUGUGUCCUGUGGAAAAUGUAUAAAUGUUAUCUGAUAUUGCUCUUAGAUGUAAUGCUGAUUAAUGUAAAAUCACAAAUAAACAGUAUUUUAAAUAGA